This is a messenger RNA of Anneissia japonica, 611 nucleotides long. RefSeq names its product ADP-ribosylation factor-like protein 16. Bases 90 to 611 code for a protein of 173 amino acids. The record is from RefSeq and is a predicted model, not a curated record. NCBI's taxonomy places the organism in Eukaryota, Metazoa, Echinodermata, Crinoidea, Comatulida, Comatulidae. Gene Ontology annotation, molecular function: GTPase activity; GTP binding. The transcript has 6 exons.
AAACAUAAACAACAACAAAUUCCAAAUUCUAAAAAAUGGUUGCAAGAGUCUGCUUAGUUUAUUCUUAAUAUUCCUGAUAUGAUUUCGUAAUGUAUUUGUUACUAGGUGCCACUGGUGUCGGGAAGACUCUACUUUUACGGAAAAUAAAAAAUUUCUAUACCAAAGAUGAAUCUGAAAAGUCAAUGUCAACAAUACCAACAGUUGGGACGAAUAUCGUAAAAGUGAGUGUUGACAAAAAACGAGAAGGUUCUGUACGCGAGGUCGGUGGUGCAAUGGGACCAAUCUGGUUCAAAUACUAUAGCGAAUGCCAUGCAGUGAUGUUUGUGAUUGAUGUUGCAAAUCCUUGUCAAGUUUCAUCGUCGUGUAUACAGCUUUUAACUGUUCUCUCCCACAAAGAGUUACAGCAGAAACCAUUUAUCAUCAUCUUUAAUAGAAGUGACAUCCCAUCUCAAGUGAAGCCUUGCAAUAUUAAACAGCUCAUGCGAUUGGAUGAUGUAAUUCAGGCUGCUAAGCAACCUAUCAAAGUUGUUGAUGUAAGUGCCAGGCAGGAAGAAAAUUUAACAGAGAUCAUGCAAUGGAUGAUAACUAGGUGGGAAAAGAUUACUUGUUAA